CCGUGCGGUGUCUGUCGGUUCGGUUCUUUAAAAAACUAUCUCUCUCUCUUUCUUUCUUUCUCUUGUCUCUCUGACACUCUUCUUCACUCUCCUGUUGCUUUCUAAAUCCUCUGCAUGUCGGUUCCAUUUCCGGAUUCAAAUAUCUCUCUCGGAUCUUCUGUUUCCUGAAGAGAGACGUGAUCUUCUCAAACCCUAAAACCCAGAUUCUUCUUUCCUUUCCUUGAUCUCUGUUUUCAAACCCCUAGAUUCCCGAUCGCGGCGCCAACUUCGAUUAAACCCCUCAACUCAUUUCGAAUUCGGAAGUGAAGAAAUGCUAAAUCACAGCGAGAAAGUCUUGGUGGAUUCUGAAGCCAUGGAAAGAAGAGCUGGAGAUAUGAUCGAACAGAACAAGACUAGUAGUAACGACAAGAAGACUUGCGCUGAUUGUGGUACCAGCAAGACACCUCUUUGGCGUGGUGGUCCCGCCGGUCCCAAGUCGCUUUGUAACGCGUGUGGGAUCAGAAACAGGAAGAAAAGACGAGGAGUAGAUGACAAGAAGCCGAAGAAAUCAAAUUCUGGUGGCGGCGAUCUCAGAAGAAACCCUAAAUUUGGUGAAUCGUUGAAACAGAGGAUGAUAGAUUUGGGGAUGGCGAAGAAAUCGACGGUGGAGAAGCAGCGACGGAAGCUCGGCGAGGAAGAGCAAGCCGCCGUGCUUCUCAUGGCUCUAUCGUAUGGAUCAGUGUACGCUUAGUGGUUUCUAGAUUCCCCCACCAUUGAAGACGGUGGUGAUUAAGUAAACAAACAAAAAAAUUAGGGUUUUCUUGAAGUCGAAGAGAGCAAUGAUGAUGACUAACAAAAUGAUUGUGAAAUUUCUUCUCUUUUUUUGUCGGAAAUUUGUUUGGCUUGUGAUCUUCAAUCAACUUCUUUUCCUUUU
This is a messenger RNA of Eutrema salsugineum, 913 nucleotides long. RefSeq names its product GATA transcription factor 16. Gene Ontology annotation, biological process: regulation of DNA-templated transcription. The record is from RefSeq and is a predicted model, not a curated record. Gene Ontology annotation, molecular function: sequence-specific DNA binding; zinc ion binding. Lineage: Eukaryota; Viridiplantae; Streptophyta; Magnoliopsida; Brassicales; Brassicaceae. The transcript has 3 exons. The coding region runs from base 311 to 730 and encodes 139 amino acids.